This is a messenger RNA of Tribolium castaneum (red flour beetle), 1242 nucleotides long. Its product is annotated as odorant receptor Or1. The record is from RefSeq and is a predicted model, not a curated record. Lineage: Eukaryota; Metazoa; Arthropoda; Insecta; Coleoptera; Tenebrionidae. Gene Ontology annotation, cellular component: plasma membrane. Gene Ontology annotation, biological process: detection of chemical stimulus involved in sensory perception of smell; sensory perception of smell. The coding region runs from base 61 to 1212 and encodes 383 amino acids. Gene Ontology annotation, molecular function: odorant binding; olfactory receptor activity. The transcript has 5 exons.
UCGUAAAUAACGUCACACUGACUAAACUCAUAAUUUUUUACUAUAAUUUUUUUAGUGAAGAUGGACUAUUACGACUGGAAGUCCACCAUCAAAAGCAAUCUCUUUAUGCUCCGAUUAAUCGGGUUAUGGCCAAAAGGUGAAGAAGGAUACAAAGUGGAUUUUUACAUGCUUUACGCAUCAUUUUUAUUGCUAACAUUCGUCUUAACCCACAUUUUCUUUCAAACCAUCAACAUUUACUUCAUCCGAACAAACUUAGCUGCAGUUACUGGGACAAUUUACGUGCUGUUAGUGGAAAUGCUCCUACUCUCCAAAGUGUAUUAUUUGAUCACAAAUAUGACAAUUUUGAAACAACUUUUGCACAUUUUGGACACUGAAAUGUUUCAACCGAAAAACUCAGCUCAAAUACUUGAAAUCGAGUCGAAUAUAUGGGCCUGGAAGUUGAUUUACAAAUCGUUCACGUAUAGUUGUUUUGGUGUUAAUAUGUUCUGGGCCAUGUAUCCACUUUUUGACGAAACUGAUCGACGUUUGCCUUUUAUUGCUUGGUACCCUUACAAUACUAGAAUUACACCGUUUUAUGAAAUCACAUACGCACAUCAGAUAAUCAGUGUUAGCUUUAUCACAAUUAUACACGUGAAUGUUGAUGCUUUAGCUGCGGCUUUAAACGUGUUCAAUGGUAGCCAGUUUGAUAUUUUGGAAGACAAUUUAAGAAACUUGCAUAAACUUAAAAAGAACGGUGUUGUAGAUGUUAGGCAGAAUUUGACCUAUUGUGUUAGGCACCACAAACACAUUUUGAGUUUUGCAGAUAAGUGUAAUAACUAUUUGAACUGGAUUUUGUUUUUGCAAUUUUUCAUAAGUGGGGUAGCUAUCGGAAUGACAAUGUUUCAGUUAACUUUGGUGGUUUCUUUUUCGACAGAAUUCUAUGCAUUUUUGACAUACGGAAUUGCCAUCACGAUGCAAGUUUUUAUGUACACUUGGUUCGGAAACGAAGUAAAAUUUAAGAGCAGUAAAGUUUCCUAUGCUUUAUUUGAAUGUGAAUGGAUCGACUUCUCCCAAAAAGUUAAAAAGGAUUUAAUAUUUUUCACAAUAAGGCUUCAAAAACCAGUGAAACUUUCAGCAUUUAACUUGUUUUACCUCUCACUACAAACUUUCAUGAAGAUUUUGAAAACUUCAUGGUCUUACUUUGCCCUUCUUCAUCAAGUAAAUACCCGAUAAAAACAACCUACAAUGUAACAAUAACAUAGU